GCGAGUGCUGUCCAUUGCUUGGUUUGGCGGGAAGUUUACCGAUACUGCCAUGGCUGCACUGGCCGCAUCCAGUCCGUUUCUUGAAAAACUGGACAUUCGUGGAUGCAGACAUAUCAGUGUGACGGCUAUUCAGUUCUUGGUAGAAAAAUGUAAACGACUGACAAUACUCAAAUUGGAAAGUUCCGUCUCGGCCGUUCAAAAUGCCGAUCUACUAGCUGCAAACCACAUCGUGUCUUCGACUACACCAAUCUCUGUAAGUACAUCCAUAAGUGGAGUUAUUUCGACACGCCAAAAUACACUUCCAAUCCCAACUGCAAGUCGCCGUCGAUUUGGCCACAGAACACAAAGGCUGUCAGCCGAGGAACAUGAGCGUCGCAGUCUACUGAAAUUACUUCGCAAAAGAUUUCCUUCAGAUGAGCUUGUUCGUCUCGAGGAAACCAUAAUGUGAUUUAUCUAUUCUCGUUUUUUGCUUCAUGCGCAAAUACCUGUUCAUACCAACCACCUGCUUUAUAUAUCUUUCAUCUUGCAAAUCAUCUUUAAAUGGAGUUGAUUCACUUGUAUAUAUAUGCAUCUGCCUUUGUAUAGCGCCUAGCAAUCUGGGAUCUCGUUCGCUACACAUUGUCUUUUGAUCUACGAUAUAUAAAGUUUACCUUUAUAUCUUUUUAAUUCUCAUCGUUAUUUUCAACAAUCAUUGCGUUAGCAAUUAAAACAUUUUUUGUUG
This is a messenger RNA of Batrachochytrium dendrobatidis JAM81, 721 nucleotides long. RefSeq lists its product as uncharacterized. The coding region runs from base 50 to 448 and encodes 132 amino acids. NCBI's taxonomy places the organism in Eukaryota, Fungi, Chytridiomycota, Chytridiomycetes, Rhizophydiales. The transcript has a single exon. The record is from RefSeq and is a predicted model, not a curated record.